AUGCGAUCGCUUAUAAUCUUGUUAACAGGUUUUAGUACUAUUGUAUAUGGUACUCAUUUUCGUGGUGGUACAAUAACAUGGCGUCCUUUGAACAAUACUCCAUCCGGUACUACAGUUGCUGUCCAAGUGCGUGAACGAUGGUCAUGGAAUCGUAUUACUUAUUACUGCGAUGAUUCGACCAUAGCUGCUCAUACUAGUAUCGCACCUGGCGGUUACGUCUAUGGCGUAUCUGGUUCAUAUGCUCCUUGGGCUGCUAUGAAUACACUAAUAAAUUGUACGGAUUAUAGUGCUGCACUUACUGUUACUUCUGGUGAACAUUUUGAGACGCAAACAUUUCCAUUAAAUAUUGCAUUUAGUAUUGGUUUUGUAUCAGGUAAUUGGUUUGGAACUCUUGCUGUUGGUAGCAAUGGUGGAUGGAGUGUUGUCUGUCAAAUCAACACUAAUCUAAGACCCGAUGGUUACAUAAAUUCCAGUCCUAUUGCUGUCACUCUUCCUAUUAUUUACAAACAAGUCAAUAUUCAACAAGUACAUGUUGUUCAAAUGUCUGACUUUGAUGGAACCGAUACAUUGCGAUGUCGAUGGUCGACUUCAUCAAGUAAUACUAACGGAUACGAUGAAUGUAGUGGCGUAUGUAGUGGUAUUCCUGGUGCUAGUCUUAUUUACGAUAAUUGUACACUUGUAUUUACUCUCUACCACGCUGACCAGUAUGCCGCAGCAGCAUUACAAAUUGAAGAUUAUUAUAGUAGUACAUCUACAACACCAAUGAGUUCUGUUCCACUACAAUUUCUUUUCUAUGGUUAUAAUUUAUCUUCCACUUUGAAUUGUACUACUCCACCUGCUAUCAUUGGUAAUCGACCAAACCGAGCUUGUAUUGGGACACCAAUCGGUUCCAAUGUUACUGAAUAUAUCAUUGUACAAGUUUAUUGUCCUGGACAUGCUAUUACUGAUUUAGUUAGUAGUGCUCCAACUGGUAUGAAAAAGAGUACUAUUAUCCAUUCAAGUCCUAAUAUCUAUGAAAUCAUUCUCAGUUGGAUUCCCAUAGCUGCUCAGUAUGGUCCGCAGUCUUUCUGUGCUGGAGCUAUCGAUUCUAUAUCUCUUCAAUCUAAUCAAUGGUGUAUUACAUUUUUAGUUGGUUUCGAGUCUCCUGAUAUCAUUCGUCCAACAAUGGUUCAAGGUUCAGCUUCACCAAUAGGCACUGUCUUUCAAAAUCAAACCCUUUUCUCGAUUCAAAGUAAUAC
Adineta steineri is the source of this 1238-nucleotide messenger RNA. NCBI's taxonomy places the organism in Eukaryota, Metazoa, Rotifera, Eurotatoria, Adinetida, Adinetidae. The record is from the annotation of a GenBank genome assembly.